Messenger RNA from Halteromyces radiatus, 453 nucleotides. RefSeq lists its product as uncharacterized. The transcript is spliced from 2 exons. The coding region runs from base 61 to 354 and encodes 97 amino acids. The record is from RefSeq and is a predicted model, not a curated record. Lineage: Eukaryota; Fungi; Mucoromycota; Mucoromycetes; Mucorales; Cunninghamellaceae.
UUUUUUUUCUUCUUUUAUUAUUAUCCUCAACAACUUAACAAAUAAAUCCAAAUCUCAAGAAUGAAGUCCUCUAUCUCCUUUGUGUUCAUGGUCUUGAUGGCUUGUAUUGCUAUGGUUUAUGCUUGUGACAAUGCUUGCGUUGGUUCUUCUGAACGUAAUGGUCGCUGUUACUACUCUUGCACUGAAAACAGAUGUAACAUGAGCGGUGCUCAUCAUCAAGGUCAAUUCUUGGGUGCACUUUCCGAUAAGGGUUAUGAUUGCCGUCCUGAAGGUGCUACCUCUUUGUCUUGCAAAAAGACUCCUUCUUUCGGUGGAUGCUUCACUCACAAAUGGACUUGCGGUCGUGGUUGUUAAGUACAUCGAUCACUCCUGUAGUUUAGUUAGUUUUCUUUUAUAUGAUGAAAUAAAAAAAUAUAAAAGUUAUUUCUUCUAUCACUUUGUCCGAUAAUGUAC